UCUUAUAUAUUCUCCAUUGCCCAUGCCAGCUUCUUCUACCUUGUCUCUUUUUGUUCUUUUCAGCACUAAUGCGUGUAUGAUCGGUGUGCCAUUUUUUUUUCAUUUUUUUUUUCGGUGUGCCAUUUUUUUUUCAUUUUUUUUUUCUUGUAUGGUUUGCUCUGUUUGGUUGAUCAGAAAAGAAAGGAAAAGAAAAGAGUUUUGGAAUCUAAAAAGAUUUCGGUUUUUUUCUUUUUCUUAUUGAUGUGAUUAACAUAAUAAUUACUGUUAGGCUGAGUGAGGAGGUGUAUUUUGUUUCCUUGAUAAAAAAUACAUUAUAUUUGUUUAUAUAGCAUUGUAUACAGUGACGUAUAUAUGUACAUUUGGUUUGGGUUUAAAUUGUAUACAGUGAAUAGGCAAAGGUUAGGACAUAACUGGGAGAGGAUUUGUGGGGUAGUUAUUGACUAAAGGAUCUUUGAAGAGAUAAUGUGGUGGGGGCCUUGGAAGACAGAAGGAACUUAUGGUGGACGCAUUGAUGUGGUCAAUUCCAUAAAUAAUGGAGCAGUGAGUCAGUGACAGUGAAGGGACAGAGGAGACUUUCUGGUUUGUUGUAAGCUUAGACAAAGAAUUAGAAGUAAGUUUAACUUUUGCACGGCCAUUGUUGAAGAGCAUGCCUGUGAUCAGUUCUCUUGAUAAUGUUCAACAAAGCAGCCCUGUCUUCAUACAAUUUCCCAUCUACAAAUGUCAUCACACUUUUCCAGAUGCUAUCAUCAUGUACAUUGCUUUAUGCAAUGAAAUGUUGGAAGAUUAUUUCUUUCACAACUGAACCACAGAUCACUACAAACAAUCCAGUAACUCUGAUACCAUUUAAGACGUUGGUUCACACUCUUCCUCUUGCAAUAUCCUAUUUGCUUUAUAUGUUGGUUACAAUGGCAUCAGUGCGUGGUAUAAAUGUUCCCAUGUACACCACCCUCAGACGGACUACAGUUGCUUUUACAAUGAUUGUUGAGUAUAUUUUGACAAGGCAGAAACAUUCAUAUCCUGUUGUGGGCAGUGUCGGGAUAAUUAUACUUGGCGCAGUUGUUGCCGGAGCUCGGGAUUUGUCAUUUGAUGCCUAUAGUUAUGGUGUUGUUUUUGUUGCAAAUAUCUGUACAGCAAUAUAUCUUGCUUCUAUAGCUCAUAUUGGUAAGUCCAGUGGUCUUAGUACCUUUGGCCUAAUGUGGUGCAACGGAAUAAUAUGUGGACCAAUCUUGCUGUUUUGGACCUCAAUCAGUGGUGACCUAGGAAGGAUGAUAAACUUCCCGCAUUUAUUCUCCCAUGGGUUUCAGGCUGUGAUGCUUUUUUCCUGUGUUAUGGCUUUUUCAAUAAAUUAUUGCGUAUUUUGGAAUACAACACUCAAUUCAGCUCUCACGCAGACAAUUUGUGGUAAUUUGAAGGAUCUUUUUACAGUUGGACUUGGCUGGUUACUGUUUGGCGGGCUCCCGUUUGAUUUGUUGAAUGUUGCUGGCCAAUCUCUUGGUUUUCUUGGGUCCUGUUUAUACGCUUACUGUAAACUCCAAGGGAAAUAAGAAGCAAGCAUGGCUGGCUGGUUGGCUGCAUCAAGUCUUUCCUUGCUAGAAGAGGUAAAGUGCUCCAAUGACUGGGAAUGGCUGCCUGCAUCAAAAUUUGAUUUGUAUCCUCAUGAGGAGGUUUCUUAAUGAAAAAUAGAUAUAGUUUCUUUAUUAGCUACUCUCAAAAGAUUAAAAAUUUAUCAAAUAUUUGCACAAGUUCUGAUUUCACCUAAUUAAGGUCCCAAAGUAAAGACAAUUUUGUCAUUGGAAAGAACCAGCCAGUGGCAAUUUGCUAAUUAAGUAGAUUUGACGUCUCAUUGGAAUAA
Molecule: messenger RNA, 1852 nt
Organism: Prunus persica (peach)
Lineage: Eukaryota; Viridiplantae; Streptophyta; Magnoliopsida; Rosales; Rosaceae
Product: putative UDP-sugar transporter DDB_G0278631
Exons: 10
Coding region: 672-1544 (290 amino acids)
Cellular component (GO): Golgi apparatus
Molecular function (GO): GDP-fucose transmembrane transporter activity; antiporter activity
Source: RefSeq, a predicted model, not a curated record